AAAAUUCUUAAUGCUUGUGUUUUCAUCUCAAAGUACCCAAGUUCGAAUAUUGUUCUGUUUUCCAUCUUUUUAAAAUUGGGGGCAUGACUCCUUACUACUGUUUUAAUUUUAUUUAUUUAUUUAUUCAUUUUUCAUUUUAUCCCUAAUUCUCACCAGAAAAAUAACCCCAUGAGAAGUGCGCGGGAGAAUUUGUCGGCGGACGAGGAGACCCUCCGGUGGGCGGCGCUGCAAAAGCUUCCAACCUACGACCGUCUACGAAAAACUGUUCUUAAAUCGUUCUCCGACGAUGAUGACGUCAUUCGUGUCGUCGACGUGAGGAAGCUCGGCACGACCCGCCGGCGGGAGUUCAUCGACCGGUUCUUUAAGGUCGCCGACGAAGAUAACGACAAAUUCCUCUCGAAGCUCAAGAACCGUAUCGAUCGAGUUGGAAUAAACCUUCCUCAAGUAGAGGUUAGGUUCGAGCAUUUGAACGCAGAGGCCGACUCGUUUGUCGACAAGGGAAGGGCAAUUCCGACUCUCCCUAAUGCCGUUUUCGACCUUGCGGAAAAGCUAUUGAGUUGUCUUGGUUUAAAAGGAGUAGCUCGGAAAACCCGAGUCACGAUACUAAAAGACGUGUCAGGCAUUGUAAAGCCCUCUCGGAUGACCCUUCUACUUGGACCACCAUCUUCAGGGAAGACCACACUUAUGUUGGCUCUAUCGGGAAGACUAGACAAUACUCUAAAGAGAAUGGGAGAAAUCACGUACAAUGGAUAUAUGCUCGAUGAAUUUGUGCCGCAGAGAACAUCUGCGUAUGUGAGCCAAAACGAUGUUCAUGUGGGAGAAAUGACAGUUCAAGAGACUCUCGAUUUCUCGGCAAGAUGCCAAGGCGUUGGAUGGCGUUACGAUCUCUUGACCGAGCUUGCAAGAAGGGAACGAGAAGCAGACAUUUUGCCAGAGGCCGAAGUUGAUCUUUUCAUGAAGGCAACUUCUGUGGAAGGACAGAAGACCAGUCUUAUUACAGACUACACACUCAAGAUAUUAGGACUUGACAGGUGUAGAGAUACUGUCGUUGGAGAUGAGAUGUCACGAGGUAUAUCAGGAGGAGAAAAGAAGCGUGUUACUACAGGGGAGAUGAUGGUUGGACCAAAAACGACACUCUUUAUGGACGAGAUAUCGACGGGGCUCGACAGCUCCACGACAUUUCAGAUAGUCAAGUGUUUGCAGCAAAUCGCACAUUUAACUGAGGCCACCAUUUUCAUGUCCCUCCUCCAACCAUCUCCCGAGACUUUCAAUCUUUUUGACGAUAUUUUUCUCUUGUCCGAAGGCCAGAUUGUCUAUCAAGGACCAAAAGAGCACGUCGUUGAAUUCUUCGAUAGCUGCGGUUUCAAAUGCCCCGAAAGAAAAGGAAUCGCCGAUUUCUUGCAGGAGGUGACAUCAAGAAAAGAUCAAGAGCAAUACUGGGCUGACAAGAGCAAACCGUAUGACUACAUUUCAGUAGCCGAGUUUGCAAACAGGUUCAAAAUUUUCCACGUCGGCCAAAGUCUCAAAAACGAGCUAUCCAUCCCUUACGACAAGUCAGCAAGCCACCUGGCGGCUCUCGUGUUCGAAAAAAACUCUGUCCCAAAAUGGGACCUUUUCAAAGCCAACCUCGACAAGGAAUGGCUUUUGAUCAGACGAAACUCUUUCGUCUACAUUUUCAAGAGUGUCCAAAUAUUCGUAGUUGCUUUAGUUGCGGCAACUUUGUUCUUGAGGACCCGUAUGCAGACUAGAAACGAGCAGGACAGUGCUUUAUACGUAGGCGCUCUUUUAUUCAGCAUGACGUGCAAUACCUUCAAUGGAAUUCUAGAGCUUUCGCUCACGAUGAAAAGGCUUCCCGUUUUUUACAAGCAUCGAGACCUUCUUUUCCACUCUGCUUGGGCUUUCACUCUGCCGAGUUUUCUGCUGAGGGUACCGAUAUCUGUGAUUGAGGCGACUGUUUGGACAGUCACGACUUAUUAUACAAUCGGUUUCGCUCCUGAACCGAAUCAGAUCCCAGAUUGGUUGGGUUGGAGUUACUGGGUUUUCCCCUUGAGCUAUGCCUACAACGCGUUAGUAGUGAACGAAAUGUUUGCUCCGAGAUGGAUGAACAAAUUGGCUUCGGACAAUACCACAAGAUUAGGCACCGCCACACUAAACCACUUCAACAUUCCACCCGACGAGAACUGGUAUUGGAUUGGUCUCAUUGCCCUUAUUGGCUUUACCAUACUCUUCAACGUUCUUUUCACAAUCUCCCUUAUGUAUCUAAAUCCUCUUGUGAGCAAACAUGCCACAAUAAUAUCCAAGGAGGUGAAGGGAGCUGAUCUUGAUGGUGCAACAAACGAUGCACAAAGUUCAACAAAGUCGAAGAAAGGGAUGGUUUUACCAUUCACCCCUCUCGUCAUGUCUUUCGACAGCGUGAACUACUUCGUGGAUAUGCCAUCUGAAAUGAAGGAACAUGAAGUAAAAGAGGACAAACUGCAGCUACUCAUUGAGGUGACAGGUGCAUUUAGGCCGGGAGUUUUGACGGCAUUAAUGGGGGUCAGUGGGGCCGGGAAAACUACGCUCAUGGAUGUUCUUGCAGGACGAAAAACGGGAGGUUAUGUACAAGGGGAUAUCCGAAUAUCCGGAUUCCCCAAGAAUCAAGAAACUUUCGCAAGAAUUUCGGGAUAUUGCGAACAAACUGAUAUCCACUCGCCUCAAGUGACUGUCCACGAGUCGUUGAUUUUCUCCGCCUUCCUUCGCCUCCCUAAAGAAGUAACGCGAGAACAAAAAAUGGCUUUCGUUGAUGAGGUGAUGGAUUUGGUUGAGCUGGAUGAUUUGAAAGAUGCCAUUGUUGGGAUCCCGGGAGAAAGUGGAUUGUCGACCGAGCAGAGAAAACGACUGACGAUAGCCGUUGAACUUGUUGCGAAUCCUUCGAUUAUCUUCAUGGAUGAGCCGACUUCUGGCCUCGAUGCACGUGCGGCAGCUAUUGUAAUGAGAACUGUUCGAAACACAGUGGAUACUGGGAGAACUGUUGUCUGCACAAUCCAUCAACCGAGUAUAGAUAUUUUCGAAGCUUUCGACGAGUUGCUUCUAAUGAAACGAGGCGGGCAGGUGAUCUAUGCAGGACCAUUAGGCCAAGAGUCGAAGAAGGUUAUUGAAUACUUUGAGGCGAUUCCGGGAGUUCCUAGAAUAAAAGACAAGUGUAAUCCGGCGACAUGGAUGCUCGAAGUCAGCUCGGUGGCAACUGAAGCCAGGCUCGGAAUAGAUUUUGCCGAACACUACAAAUCAUCAGACAUAUAUCAGCAAAACAAAGCAUUGGUGAAAGAAAUGAGCAAUACACCAACUCCCGAUUCAAAAGAUUUGUCUUUCGACACACAAUACUCGCAGUCCAUGUGGGGACAAUUCAAGUCCUGCCUUUGGAAGCAAUGGUGGACUUACUGGAGAAGCCCUGACUAUAAUCUCGUCAGGUACAUCUUCACCUUGGCAAGCGCCUUACUUCUCGGCACAAUCUUCUGGAAAGUCGGCAAAAACAGGAAUACAGAUACUGAUCUAUUGACCAUUAUCGGUGCAAUGUAUGCCACAAUUUUGCUCCUCGGAAUCACCAACGGCUCGACUGUCCAGCAAGUCGUCCUAGUCGAGCGAACCGUAUUUUACCGGGAAAAAGCUGCCGGAAUGUACUCGGCACUGCCCUACGCCAUGGCCCACGUGGUGCUCGAGAUACCGUAUGUUCUCUUCCAGACGACGUACUACACGUUGAUCGUGUACGCCAUGCUAGGCUUUGAGUGGACCGCGGCCAAGUACUUGUGGUUUUUCGCGGUCAAUUUCGUCACGUUCCUCUACUUCACGUACUACGGGAUGAUGGCUGUGUCCCUCACGCCCAACCAACAGCUGGCGGCGGUUUUCGCGGGCGCUUUCUACGCGCUGUUCAAUCUGUUCUCGGGCUUCUUCGUCCCAAGACCGAGUAUCCCUACAUGGUGGAGAUGGUACAGUUGGAUUUCGCCGACCGCAUGGACCAUUUACGGGCUGAUAAUCGGACAGUAUGGAGAUGUCGAGGAUACAAUUAGUGUUGCAGGGGAAUCAACACGGCCGAUGAUCAAAACCUAUAUACAGGAGCACUUCGGAUACGAUCCUGAAUUCGAAGGUCCUCUCAUUGCUAUAUUGAUCUGUUUCGCACUUUGUUUCGCUUUCACGUACGCUUACUGUAUCAAGACGCUUAACUUCCAAAAGAGAAAUGUGGGUUCUUUAGCUUAUCCCACUGGAAAUCUAAUGAGUCUCAAUCAACACAGAUUAUAUAGUGAGAUGUUUUGGUGGCGAUUGGUUGCGAGUUAA
Striga asiatica is the source of this 4308-nucleotide messenger RNA. The record is from the annotation of a GenBank genome assembly. Lineage: Eukaryota; Viridiplantae; Streptophyta; Magnoliopsida; Lamiales; Orobanchaceae.